GCGUCCAGUACAAACUUCGGCGACGUCGGCAAUAAUGCUUCGCGUGAUCCAGAACCUUGGGCAACGUCCACUCUACUGCCGCAGUAGCAUUUUCGCUCGUCCUGGUGUGAAGUACUCGACUAGCCCAGCACCCGUUCGGGUUCGGUACGCUCCAAGUCCCACAGGCUACCUCCACUUGGGUGGUCUACGCACAGCCUUGUUCAAUUACUUGUUUGCCAAAGCCCAUGGCGGUGCCUUUCUUAUGCGGAUUGAAGACACAGACCAGACCCGAAAAGUGGACGGCUCUGUGGAGGCCUUGACGCACAGCCUGCAAUGGUGUGGCAUCCACGAAGACGAAGGCCCGACCGCGGGUGGCAACUUUGGGCCGUAUGUCCAAUCCGAGCGGCUGCACUUGUACAAAUCCUACGCCGACACCCUUCUCCAGGACGGUCAUGCGUACCGGUGCUUUUGCUCGCAGGAGCGGUUGAAGUCGCUUCGGGACGCGGCGGCCAGGUCCGGAAGCGGCACCAUGUACGACCGCGCAUGUCUUGGGUUGGACGCGGUCCAAGUUGAAGAGAAACUUGCUCGCAACGAGCCCCACACCAUUCGACUUAAAGUGUCUGAAGGCAAAACCACGUUGAAAGACCUCGUCCGUGGUUACGUGCAAUUUGACCAUAGUGUGAUCGACGACCAGGUUCUCAUGAAGAGCGAUGGAUUUCCUACUUACCACUUGGCCAAUGUCGUGGACGAUCACCUCAUGGGUAUCACGCAUGUGAUCCGCGGCGAAGAAUGGCUCUCGUCUACCCCCAAACAUUUGCUCUUGUAUCAGUUUUUAGGCUUUGAACCCCCCAAGUUUGCGCAUUUGGGGCUGCUACUGAACGAAGAUCGGUCCAAGUUGUCCAAGCGUCAGGGGGAUGUGGCCGUGGAAGAUUUCCAGAAAAAAGGCUUUUUGGCGCCUGGACUUGUGAAUUUUGUGGCGCUGCUGGGCUGGAAUCCGUCAGACGGCAACACACAAGAGAUCUUUACGUUGGACGAACUCAAACACUUUUUCUCUAUGGAUCACGUCAACAAGAGCGGCUCCGUCGUCAACGUCGAGCGACUUCGGUGGAUCAAUUCCAAGCAUAUUCGCCGCCUGUUUGACGAUCCGUCCAACAAGGCCGAUGUUGUGGCGAUGCUGCGGCCGUAUUUACUUAAUCAUGUCAAAAAUAUCGACGCUUUUGACGUUGAAUUUGUGUGGGCGGCAGCUUCGUUGAUGAAGGAACGGGUGGGCGCGCUACCCGACUUUGGGCCGUUGAUCUACUACUUUUUUGCACCUCCCGAUCUUGAAGCGUCUACGGCUGUCGAGAUGAAGGCAAAGUACUGGAACGACCAUACUACUGAUGCGGCGGUGGCAGACGUGACGAGCCGGUUGCAAGCGCUUCCCGAAGGCGGCGGCUUUACUUCUGUACGGAAUAUCCACGUAAACGAACUACUAUAUAUGGCAUGACUGUGCGUGUAGAACGCCGUGAUGGCCCUAAUCAAGGCCACUGCCAAAGAUCGCAAUCUGAAUCUAAAAAGCUUGCUCAUGCCGUUGCGGUAUCACUUGACGGGUAUGGAAGUGGGUGCUAGCAUUGGGGACACAUUCCAGCUCCUGGGCAAGGACGUUGCGCUUGGUCGACUUGUGGGCGCCCCCAGUACCACCACCACCGCUUAACCAUGAAACCUCAACCCAAAUCCUUUACGAAGCGCUCCAUAGCGGAAGAUUCCACCGGUAUAUUAUACUUUAAAGUACUAAGAAAUGACCGUGUCAAUUACAUUGGUGA
Molecule: messenger RNA, 1781 nt
Organism: Aphanomyces astaci
Lineage: Eukaryota; Oomycota; Saprolegniomycetes; Saprolegniales; Verrucalvaceae
Product: glutamate-tRNA ligase, variant 1
Exons: 12
Coding region: 35-1465 (476 amino acids)
Biological process (GO): glutamyl-tRNA aminoacylation
Molecular function (GO): tRNA binding; zinc ion binding; ATP binding
Source: RefSeq, a predicted model, not a curated record